CCACACACAGCCUUGCUGUGGUCCUCUCAUCUCCCUUAGUCUGGAUUACCAAGCCCUGUGUUUAAAGUAGCAUGUUCUCGGAACCAGAAGAUCUGCGGUUUGCAGCUGACGCCAAAGUAUUCGCGAUUUAGAAUCUGAUCGUUUACUUCAGGAAAUGCACUUCAACCAGAUAAAUAAAUAUUGAUUUAAUGGCUCUCUUGAAGAUGCACUGGACACCAGAGCAUGCCCAGCCCCUUAACCAGUGGCCAGAACAGCACCUUGAUGUUUCUUCUACAACUUCCUCUCCAGCUCACAAAUCAGACCUUUUCCAUAGUAGCCGGCAGAGAUUAAACUAUGCCUGGGCAAAUGAUGAUAUUUCAGCACUGACUGCUUCAAAUCUUUUAAAACGAUACGCAGAGAAAUACUCUGGGGUCCUGGACUCGCCAUAUGAGCGAUCCACACUAAAUACAUACACAGAUGGAGCUUUUGGGCCUGUUAAUGGACAAAAGGGUGACAUUGAGCCUUGGCAGAUAUCACAUGGGUCUGAUAGUUCCUAUGCAGUUAAUGCCUUACAUGAUAGUUUGUCUGGCUCCAAACCAGGCAAUGGACCUAUUGGACUGGGAAGCCCCACAGUAGCAUCUGGCAGCCUUCCUGAUCCUAUUUAUCCAGGUGGUACAUGUGGUGGCGGCAACCCAGCAAGUGGUCUUGUAACACCUCAAGAUUAUACCUCAACCUAUAGUGGCACCUAUCUACCAUCAGGGUAUUGUGGUCAACCCGCCUCAGCACUUCCCCCUACCCACCCAUCAUCUCUGCAUGGGUCAGGACUUCAGCCACCUCAUGCUUCACCAGCUCUGGUUCACGGUUAUAGUUCUUCAGGCACAAUAUACAAUUACACUUCAAGUAGUUAUCCUGCUCAGCCUGUAUAUGGAGGAAUGCACCCAUCCCACCCUUCAGGAUAUCUGUCUUCAGGUAUUGCUGCACCCACACCUCUUCCACCCCAUACUACAUCAUCAAGGCCUCCUGUGGUCCCUGGAUACACUUACCAAAGUUCAAGCUUACCACCAAUUCCAGUGACUCAGCUAAGCACAGAGUCAGGUGGUACCUUAAAAAGGAAAGCUUUUGACUUGGCAGCAGCAGAGGAAAGUGAAGGCAGGUAUAGAAAAUACAGCUAUGAACAACCAAAGUCUACCUCUGAUUCUUCGUUUCAGAUGUCUGAUAGUGCUCCAAAUGAAUGUCGAGGCAAUGGGUUCAGCCGUAGUGCAGACACUCCGCAGGUCCCCUUUAAAACUGGAAAACGUCAGACAGAAGAAGAGCAAGGAGGAAAAUAUAAUAGCCAAUCAAUGAAAGCAUUGGUCUCUCCAACCUAUCCCGAUGAAGGGCCACUGAGAUCAAGUGAAACAUUUGGUAAGUUCCCUCCCCCAGUAAUUAAUGGUGAGAGGAGAGGCAAUGAGCAGGCACAUGUUUUUGCACAAAGAAUACAGAUUUCAGGUAUGAAACCACCAAUAUUUUGUAGCCCAUCUGAAGAGCAAUUAAAAAGUAUGGACCCUCUUGUACUGGAACUUGUUAAUAAUGAAAUUGUUGACUGUGGCCCUCCUGUACAGUGGACUGACAUAGCUGGCCAAGUGUCUGUGAAGGCUGUUAUUGAAGAAGAAUUAGUAUGGCCUAUCUUAAGACCUGGUGCAUAUACAGGAGCUAACAGACCGCCAAAAAGCAUUUUACUAUUUGGCCCUACAGGAACAGGGAAAACUCUGUUGAGCAGGUGCAUUGCAACUCAGCUGGGCUCAACACUUCUGAAGCUCAGCAGCACUGUACUCCUCUCCAAGUGGAAGAGCGAGAGUGAAAAAAUCUUACAAACUGUGUUGUUCAUGGCAAGCUGUCAUCAGCCUGCUGUGGUUUUUAUCAGUGAGAUAGAACUGCUCCUCUCUGUUCACAUAAAUGAGGAAAACACUCAGUUAAACAAUCUUAAAUCUCAACUGCUUUCCUUUUUGGAUAAUAUAGCUACCUCUUCCGAUGAUAACAUAAUUUUUAUUGGAACCUCACAAAGGCCUGAUGAUCUUGAUGAAGCAGCUCACCGUAGAUUUGCCAAGCGAUUUUACAUUUCUCCACCCGAUAAUCUAGCUCGGAGGCAAAUACUCCAUCACACUUUGGCUCAACAAAACUACUGCCUUAGUGAAAGAGAAAUGGCCUUGUUGGUCCAGCACACAGAGGGUUAUUCAGGCAGUGAGCUGAUUCAACUUUGUCAACAGGCUGGGGCCAAUCAUCUCCAUGGCAUUGCUGGGCAGAUGCAGCCAACAUCCUACAAAGACUUUGAGGGGGCAUUCUGCAAACUUCAGGCCAGUACCUCUGAAAAGCAAUUGGACUUGUAUGUGAAAUGGAAUAAACUGUAUGGUUCUAGACACUAACAAUGGAAUGUUCAAUGGAUCACUAUGUUGACACUACACUGGCGUUGUUUUUGUUGUGAUGCGUGUUGCGUCUUCAGCUUGGGUGAAGACAUUGAAGAAAAAAAGAUUUCCUUUAUUUUCUUCACAAAACCUCUAUGUGAUCAUUAGGUGACAAUAGAGGGGCAUUUAUUUUCAUGUGUGUAUAUAUAAACAUAUCUGUAUAGAUAAAUCCGCUCCAUUGAAUGUUACAGAAGC
Messenger RNA from Pelobates fuscus (common spadefoot toad), 2615 nucleotides. Its product is annotated as fidgetin-like. The record is from RefSeq and is a predicted model, not a curated record. The transcript has 3 exons. Lineage: Eukaryota; Metazoa; Chordata; Amphibia; Anura; Pelobatidae. Gene Ontology annotation, molecular function: microtubule severing ATPase activity; ATP binding; ATP hydrolysis activity. The coding region runs from base 189 to 2381 and encodes 730 amino acids.